CGUCUCUCCUCGCGUCUGGCUUGGCAGUAUGCAGAGAACGGUUCAUAAAGCGCGCCAUGGCCCGCAGGAAGGCGGGCGGACGCGUGCUCACCCGUCGCGAUGCUGGCUCUUCGGCUUCUCCCCUUCGUUGCCGCCGGCUUCUUGCUCUUACCCCAAAACGUUUGGGCCGACCCAACGUACAACAGCUCCGAGCUCUGCGCUCAGACGUGCUACACGGCGAUCGCGGCGGUGACGUUCUCGGAUUACAGCAAGACCGAUACGUACGUGGGCGAGUCGUGUCACUCGACGUUGUCCGUGUCGUCCAUCUACGCCUGCUUCGACACCUAUUGUACCCAGUACACAGCCGCGGAGUCGUUCGCGUACACGAACAACUACUGCACGGAAUAUGGCCUGUCCCCUCUUUCCAUGAGCUACGAGGAAGGCGAAGAGUACAUUGAGGCUCACUAUGGGAGCGCCGCCAACGUCACAGUCAUCGACCCACGACUCGUGUUGACGGCGAACGAAACGGUUAUCCCCGUCGAGGCAUACUUCGCUCUCGCUCGUGAUACUCUUGCUAUAUGGCAACACCAGGAGUAUGUCCACCACUCCUUCGGAUGGUCGAUGUACGUCCUCGCCGUCGGUGUAAUCCUUGUCGGAGUCUCCAACCGCAUCUUCGCCUUCGUCGUCCAUCGCACCAUGACACGGUCGGGUCCACUCGCUGACGUCGAGCGCACCAAAGGCGGCAAGCCUGUCGUGCCCAACCGGGAUUUCUUCACGCGGAUCCACAACCUCUGGACGAAGCACAUCACGCUUCCCGCAACUUUUGGCUACCGUCACAGUCAGCCGUGGGCGUUCUGCACGAUCCCGACGCGCCUGCAGUCCAUCCUGGUGUUCGUCUACGUUGCGUUGAAUUUCAUUUUCUGCGCUGUCGACUACCACGCCUUCGAGGGGAACACGUAUUGGACGAAACCCGCUUCGCAGCUCUCGCGCUACGUGGCGGACAGGACGGGCAUCAUCUCAUACGCCAACCUGCCACUGCUCUGGUUGUUCGCCGGACGCAACGACUUGCUUCUCUGGCUGACUGGCUGGUCAUUCUCGACGUUCAAUGUCUUCCAUCGAUACGUGGCAAGGGUGGCUACAGCGGAGGCGAUCGCCCAUUCGGUCGGUUAUACCGCCUUCUCCUACAUUACGUACGAAGGCUGGUCGGACUACAAGGAGUCGCUGAAAGAGCAAUACUACGCCACGGGCAUUGGGGCGACCGUUUUGAUGUCCGUGCUCAUUGGGCUCUCCAUGCAACCCAUCCGUCGCUAUUGCUACGAGUUCUUCCUCGUGACGCACAUCACCUUCUCAAUUGCCAUCAUCGUGCUGCUCUUCUACCACACCAAGAUCUUCGACGGCGACUACAACGGCUACCUCUGGCCUUGCGUCGGUUUCUGGGUGUUCGACCGCAUCAUUCGCCUGAUCCGCAUCGUCAUGCUCAACUGGCGCGUCUUCUAUUCCAACGACGACCGGUUGAAGCGCAACAAGGCCACCGCGGUGUACGACCCCGAGGGUGACAUCAUACGGCUGACUGUUCGACCGUCGAUGAACUUCUGCGUCGGCGCGGGCAUCCACUACUACAUCUACACGCCCACGCUGUCCUUCAUGUUCUGGGAGAACCAUCCGUUUACCCUGUCUGCGUGGCGGAACAUCCCAGUCGCCGCCGGCGCGGAGGCUGGUGCUGGAGAGGGCGAGGUCGAGGAGAUCCAGCAGAUUCGUCACCAACCUGCCUCGGGCGGCACCGAAACUUCAACGGACUCGAGGGAAGGUUCGAUCAUCUCCAAGGCAGGUGUCAGCGCGCCCGUCUCAAGCUCGUCGCAGCAGGAACUAGUCUUCAUCAUCCGUCCGUACAAGGGCAUGACGAAGGGCCUCAAGAACCAGCUGCUGAAAGCACCCGGACACCAGAAGGAUCUCGUUGUCCUGCUCGAGGGCCCUUACGGAACUAAGGCCGACUUGGCGUCGUACGAGCGGACUCUCAUGAUCUCUGGAGGCAGCGGCGUCACUGGCAUCACGUCUUACCUAUGCGAGCACGGCGCGCACGCGAGCGGCAGGUAUACUCGGUUCGUCUGGGCCGCCAGGGAAGAGUCCUUCGUGUCGGAUGUUCUCGAGAAGGACCUCGCGCCGUUCGUCGACCGCGACGAUGUUGCGCUCGACUUCUACCUUACGCGCCCCGGCUCCCAGAGCUCGAGUGGUGGCAAGAAGUCUGGCGUUGAGGCGACGAUUGCGAAGCUCUCGGCGCGUGCAGGAUCCGGGAAUGGCCCUAGGGUUACAUACCGGAAGCCCAACGUCGCCGAGCUGUUAGACUACGAGAUUGGGCAGCUACUAUCGAGAGAGAGUCGGCUGGCUGUCGUCGUAUGCGGUCCGGAUGGGUUGGCCGACGACGUGCGGAGAGAGGUUGUCCGGAGUAUUGGUGUCAAGAUCGAUGCGUCGAGGAUCGAGUUGUAUGAGGAGAGUUUCGGGUGGUAAGCGUACUGACCUGUUUCUGAUUGUUCUGCGACUUUUGGUGGACCUGUUAUGCUAAAAUCAUGAUGCCAUGAAUGCGAAGUUGAGGUAAUUGUAUCUACUAGUAGCGCUUACAGUUUGCUUACUACAGUAUCGCGAAUAGAAUGCCGUGUACGAGUCGGAGACUGAUACUACUAUCAUAGAAUGACAUUGAGAGCUCUGACUGCGA
Molecule: messenger RNA, 2689 nt
Organism: Rhodofomes roseus
Lineage: Eukaryota; Fungi; Basidiomycota; Agaricomycetes; Polyporales; Fomitopsidaceae
Product: ferric reductase like transmembrane component-domain-containing protein
Exons: 7
Coding region: 100-2484 (794 amino acids)
Biological process (GO): iron ion transport; intracellular iron ion homeostasis; copper ion import
Cellular component (GO): plasma membrane
Molecular function (GO): ferric-chelate reductase activity
Source: RefSeq, a predicted model, not a curated record